Messenger RNA from Prunus mume (Japanese apricot), 4044 nucleotides. Its product is annotated as topless-related protein 4-like. NCBI's taxonomy places the organism in Eukaryota, Viridiplantae, Streptophyta, Magnoliopsida, Rosales, Rosaceae. Gene Ontology annotation, molecular function: protein binding. The record is from RefSeq and is a predicted model, not a curated record. Gene Ontology annotation, biological process: regulation of DNA-templated transcription.
AAUUUGUCUGCUACCAUCUACCUCUCUCUCUCCUCUAAAUCCCUAAUCCUCUUCUUCUUCUCCGUAUAAAUACUUGAGCUCCCCAACUCCAAAAUAAAGAAAGCUAGAGAGAGAAAUUAGAGCGAGAAAGCUUUCAAACCUUCCGAUCUGAGCCAUCGAUAUCAUUAAGGGAGUCAGGGGCGGAGAUGUCCUCGCUUAGCAGAGAGCUCGUGUUUCUCAUACUUCAGUUUCUGGAUGAAGAAAAAUUUAAAGACAGUGUUCACAAGUUGGAGCAAGAGUCGGGGUUUUUCUUUAACAUGAGGUAUUUCGACGACAUGGUGACAAAUGGGGAGUGGGAGGAGGUGGAGAAGUAUUUGUCCGGUUUCACAAAGGUUGAUGAUAAUAGAUACUCUAUGAAGAUCUUCUUUGAAAUUCGCAAGCAGAAGUACCUUGAAGCUUUAGACAAGCGGGAUCGAGCAAAAGCUGUGGACAUUUUAGUUAAGGACUUGAAAGUGUUUGCAGCAUUUAAUGAGGAACUUUUUAAGGAAAUUACACAGCUGUUGACUUUGGAUAACUUCAGGGAUAAUGAACAGUUAUCUAAAUAUGGUGAUACAAAGUCUGCAAGGAGCAUAAUGCUUGCUGAACUGAAAAAGUUAAUAGAGGCGAACCCGUUGUUUCGUGAUAAACUUCAAUUUCCUACCCUGAAGAACUCGAGAUUGCGCACUCUUAUUAAUCAGAGUUUAAACUGGCAGCAUCAGCUUUGUAAGAAUCCAAGGCCUAACCCUGACAUAAAGACCCUAUUCGUAGACCACAGUUGUGGACAACCAAAUGGUGCCAGGGCUCCAUCCCCUGUCACUAAUCACUUAAUGGGGGCGGUCCCUAAGACAGGGGGUUUCCCACCAUUGGGUGCUCACGGGCCCUUUCAGCCCGCACCAGCUGCUCUUCCAACAUCUCUUGCGGGAUGGAUGGCAAAUCCAUCACCUGUGCCUCAUCCCUCGGCUUCUGCUGGGCCUAUUGGUUUGGCCGCAGCUAACAAUGCAGCCAUGUUAAAGCGGCCUAGAACUCCUCCUACCAAUAACCCAACUAUGGACUAUCAAACAGCAGAUUCUGAACACGUGCUGAAGAGAUCAAGACCUUUCGGAAUAACUGAUGAAGCCAAUAAUCUGCCAGUAAAUAUGCUGCCUGUUGCGUUUCCUAACCAGAGCCAUGGUCAGAGUUCCUACUCUUCUGAUGACUUGCCCAGGUCUGUUGUUAUGACUUUAAGUCCAGGUUCAGCUGUCAAGAGUAUGGAUUUCCACCCAGUGCAACAAAUUAUACUUCUUGUCGGAACAAACAUGGGUGAUGUCAUGAUAUAUGAGCUACCAAGCCAUGAAAAGAUUGCUAUUAAGAACUUCAAAGUCUGGGAUCUUGGAGAAUGUUCAGUGCCACUGCAGGCAUCUUUGGCCAGUGACUAUACAGCAUCAAUCAACCGCGUGAUGUGGAGCCCUGAUGGGACACUUUUUGGUGUUGCAUACUCUAAGCACAUCGUGCACAUAUACUCCUAUCAGGGUGGUGAUGAUAUACGAAAUCACCUAGAGAUCGAGGCUCAUGUUGGAAGUGUAAAUGAUCUUGCUUUCUCAUACCCCAACAAACAGCUGUGCGUUGUCACGUGUGGGGAUGAUAGGGUCAUUAAGGUGUGGGAUGCAGUCACUGGGACUAAGCACUAUACUUUUGAGGGCCAUGAAGCACCUGUAUGUUCGGUGUGUCCACAUCACAAGGAGAAUAUCCAGUUUAUUUUCUCGACAGCUACUGAUGGAAAAAUAAAGGCAUGGUUGUAUGAUACUGUGGGCUCAAGAGUUGACUAUGAUGCACCAGGCCAUUCUUCUACCACCAUGGCAUACAGUGCUGAUGGGACAAGGUUGUUCUCAUGUGGGACAAAUAAAGAAGGUGAUUCAUACUUGGUGGAGUGGAAUGAAAGUGAAGGAGCUGUAAAGCGUACCUAUCAUGGUCUUGCAAAGCGAACUGUUGGGGUUGUGCAGUUUGAUACUACUAAGAAUCGGUUCUUGGCGGCUGGUGAUGAGUUCACAGUCAAAUUUUGGGACAUGGACAAUGUCAACCUUUUGAUAAGUACUGAUGCAGAUGGUGGAUUGCCGGCUUCUCCCACUAUUAGAUUUAACAAGGAAGGAAUACUGUUAGCUGCAUCAACGAAUGACAAUGGUAUUAAAAUUCUGGCAAAUUCUGAUGGAAUUAGGUUGCUAAGAACUGUGGAAAGUCGUACAUUUGAUGCUUCAAGAGCUGCUUCUGCAGCUGCUGUGAAGGCCCCACCAUUAGGAACAUUUGGGUCUUCCAGCAUAGUUGGAACAAGCAUUGGAGAGCGAGCUGCUCCAGUGGUAGCCAUGGUUGGACUGAACAGUGAUAGUCGAAGUUUGGUUGACGUGAAACCUAGAAUUGCCGAUGAGUCGGUAGAAAAAUCCAGGAUCUGGAAACUGACUGAAAUCAAUGAACCAUCACAAUGCCGGUCACUGAGGCUCCCUGAUAGUUUAACAGCAACGAGGGUUUCUAGAUUAAUUUAUACAAAUUCAGGACUUGCCGUAUUGGCAUUAUCAUCUAAUGCUGUACACAAGCUCUGGAAAUGGCAAAGAAACGAACGAAACACGACUAAGGCCACAGCUAGUACUGUACCCCAAUUGUGGCAACCUGCAAGUGGAAUAUUGAUGACCAAUGAUAUAAGCGAUACAAACCCUGAAGAUGCUGUUCCAUGCUUUGCACUUUCAAAGAAUGACUCAUAUGUUAUGUCUGCUUCAGGGGGGAAAAUAUCCCUUUUCAAUAUGAUGACAUUUAAGACAAUGACAACAUUCAUGCCCCCACCACCAGCUGCAACAUAUCUGGCGUUUCAUCCUCAAGACAAUAAUAUCAUUGCCAUAGGAAUGGAAGAUUCUUCCAUCCAAAUUUACAAUGUUCGGGUUGAUGAGGUUAAAACCAAGCUAAAGGGACAUCAAAAAAGAAUAACAGGCCUUGCCUUUUCUCAUGUUCUUAAUGUGCUUGUAUCAUCGGGCGCUGAUUCCCAGUUGUGUGUUUGGAACACAGAUGGAUGGGAGAAGCAGGCCAGUAAAUUUCUUCAGAUUCCAAGUGGGCGAGCUGCUGCUCCUCUUGCAGAUACCCGAGUUCAGUUUCACUUAGAUCAGACACUUUUGCUGGCAGUUCAUGAAACACAGAUAGCCAUAUACGAAGCACCAAAAUUAGAAUGCCUCAAGCAGUGGGUUCCUCGAGAAGCUAGUGGUCCAAUUACACAUGCUACAUAUUCCUGUGAUAGCCAGUCAAUUUAUGUUAGCUUUGAAGAUGGAAGUGUGGGGGUUCUCACUGCAUCUACACUUAGAUUGAGAUGCCGAAUACUACCUACUGCUUAUUUACCUCCAAAUCCAAGUUUUGUGCAUCCUCUUGUCGUUGCGGCACAUCCAUCCGAACCCAAUCAGUUUGCCUUAGGACUUUCAGAUGGUGGAGUGCAUGUACUUGAGCCUUUAGAAUCAGAAGGAAGAUGGGGCACUUCCCCUCCGAUUGAGAAUGGUGCUGGGCCGAGCACCACUUCUGGAGCAGCCGGUUCAGAUCAACCCCAAAGGUGACAAUUCCAUGUGCACAGCUCCCAAUGAGGAUCUUGAGUGUAUCUCUUCUGUGUGAUCCCUUUUCCUGGUCUCACCAUAUUUUAUUUAUUUGUUGAGGGGAAGUUGCAGAUUUAGGUAUUUAUAGUUUUAGGAUACUCAGUAGAAUUCGAUAACCCAAUAGAAUUCGUUAUAGUGGCAUUUUAAGGUGAGGCAAUUUCCCCUCAUUUAGGAUAAUUGGAGAAGUGAUGGAACUAUAGUGUAAGUUUUGAAGACAACCGGGCAAAAGGUCGAGUUCAGACAAUGAGGGAAUUCAGCAAAAUAUUUUAGUUGCUUUGGUUGGUUCGUGUCUAGACUAUUUUAUCCCUUUUUUCUUCUAAAGUUAUUAUCCUAGAAAUUAAUUUAAUUGUGAAUCAGACAUGAUUACUCAUUUGUUUUCCCCACUCUUGAGUUAAUUUUCAGGUGUUAAUAAGAAAUCAGCUUUUGGCUC